AUGUCUCGCAUACAGCAGGACCAGUUCGUCGAGGACGAGGAGGACGAGUCAUGCCCCCUCUGUGUUGAGGAGUUCGACCUCUCGGACAAGAACUUCCGGCCAUGUCCCUGCGGCUACCAGAUAUGCCAGUUCUGCUACAACAACAUCAAGACAACUCUGAACGGGCUUUGCCCAGCCUGCAGACGGCCGUACGAUGAUUCGACCAUUGAAUUCAGGCGUAUCACUCCCGAAGAGCUGGCCAGGCACAAGCAGCAGAUAGCCCAGAAAGCCAAGAAGAACGCCGCCUUGCGACAGAAAGAAGCGCAGAAGGCUGAAGCGGAUUCGCUGAGCCGGAAGCAUCUGGCGGGAUUGCGCGUUGUUCAGAAGAAUCUCGUCUACGUUACCGGACUCACCCCCACAAUACGAGAGGAUCGGUUACUUGACACUCUACGUGGGAACGACUACUUCGGCCAAUACGGGAAAAUCAUAAAGAUCGUCGUCAGCAAAGCCAGGGAGAACGCUCAACACCAACAGUCUGUGGGCGUAUACGUCACUUUUGCAAGAAAGGAGGACGCUGCAGCAUGUAUUGCGGCCGUUGACGGUUCGCAUAAUGGAGACAGGACCUUAAGAGCCCAAUACGGCACCACGAAAUACUGUAGUGCAUAUCUUCGUGGUGAACAAUGCAAUAACCGGAAUUGCAUGUUCUUGCACGAACCCGGCGAGGAAAACGACAGCUUCACCCGUCAAGAUCUUUCCAUGAUGAACUCUAUCCAGACGCAACAACCUAACCAAUCUCCCGCAAACGCCGCUCCGCCCCCUCAUCGUGGACCGGCCGUGGCUGCGGCGGCGGCCCCCAUGCAUAGGCAGGAAAGUAGCGAUACUCAUAGUCCGACUGGAGAUGCCCCUGGUCUGCCUGCAACCGCAAGCUGGGGAAGUAAGGCCGCACAAGAGCGCCGAGCCAGCCGUUCUACCGUCGCGUCGAAUUCUAGCCCCAUGGUGACGAACGCAGUUCCCGCGCAGGCUCCCAAGGCUCUAGCGAAGAACGAGGAGGUAUCGAAGAAGAAAGAGAAGGAGAAGGAGACAGAAAAGGAGAAGGAGAAAGGAAGGGAGAAAGAGAAGGAGGAAGCCAAGGAGAAGGAAAAGACAGCUCAGACUGCGCCCCCUUCUCAGGCCAAGAUCCGGUCCGCUGCACGACCCUCUCAGCCCUCGAUCCCAGGCUUUGCCGACCUUCUGAAAUCCUUUCCUAAGUCGAGCUUCAAGUUCGUUUUCUCUUCUGCUUCGUUGUCCGACGAAGAUCUGCAAGCCAUUUCCCGUUAUCCGCCGCUGAUUGAGCUCGACGGAGGUGCCAAGCGCCGUGCUAUGAGGGAAAAGCAAAGAGAGCUGGAAGCCCAACAAAUCGAACGGGAAGCUGACCUGAAGUCAGUUAUCCAAGACACUGGUGCUGAACAGAAUGAGGAUAAUGGCGAAGCCACUGCAGGCGGUAGUUUGCAGCUUGGUGGUGAGCCCGAAGAGAGACAUGAAGCCGGUCUUGGUCAGGGGAAUCGUAGUGCGAUUGCACCUCCGGGCCAGAACCCCAUAUCGGCUGGAAUCUAUGGACCGAGCUCUUCUCUCACUGAAGAUUUCGCGAGUCUAGGCUUGGGUUCCCGUGGCUUGACGCCUCAGCAGCAGCAACAACUGUUACUCUCCACCAUCAAAUCUGGGUCGCCUCACCCGCCUGGACUUCAAUCCAUCUUUCCUCAGCAGCAAACUCACGGCCAGAUGGGUAACGCUCCUGGUCACGUCCGCCACGCUUCCCGAUUCAGCUUUGCGAAUGACAGCGCUUCAGCUUCCUCGUCCGUACAACCUGUGGCGAAUCAAAAGCUCAUGAACCAGCAGUCUUCCAUGAUGCCUAAAAAUGCUGGCCAUUUCAAUCAAAUCUCUCAACACCAGCCGAUGGGAACCCAGUUCUACACCAGUGGGGUGCAAGGUCCACCUCCUGGCUUGAAAGCAACAGGUACCCCUCCUGUCAGUGGAGGCGGCAUGUUCGGUCAGGGCCAUGGAUUCACCACCGGCGGAUUAGGGUAUGGAGCGACUGCUGCUGCCAGGAACACCAACGACAUGAUGUAUCAGGACCUGUUUCGUGGUAGGAAUAUGGACAGCGGAGCUAGGGUCGAUACUGGAAAGCGUGAGUCAAUGUUUCCUUCUUUUCUUAAUCAACACCCCACGACCUCCACGCCGGCCCCUACCCCUGGCCUUCUGACCUUCCCUUAUGGGCCUUCGCCUGGCGCUUAUCAGGAAUCUGGUUCGCAAAAAUCUAAGAAAAAGGGAAAAAAGCACAGACAUGCUAACACUUCCUCCUCUGGGGGAGGUGGUAUAGUGGAUGUUCAAGACCCAAGUAUCUUACAGGCAAGGCUCCAUCAAGGUGGCGGAAUGCCGGGGCAGGGACUGUACCCUGGUCAAGGUCAAGGUCCCUUUUCCUCCCUGUAUGGAAAUAGCAGUUAUGGUGGCGGCGGGGGACGGUGGUAG
Molecule: messenger RNA, 2484 nt
Organism: Westerdykella ornata
Lineage: Eukaryota; Fungi; Ascomycota; Dothideomycetes; Pleosporales; Sporormiaceae
Exons: 4
Coding region: 1-2484 (827 amino acids)
Biological process (GO): protein ubiquitination
Cellular component (GO): CCR4-NOT complex
Molecular function (GO): ubiquitin-protein transferase activity; metal ion binding; RNA binding
Source: RefSeq, a predicted model, not a curated record